This is a messenger RNA of Anopheles stephensi (Asian malaria mosquito), 3551 nucleotides long. It is a transcript of the gene Ipo9, whose product is annotated as importin-9. The record is from RefSeq and is a predicted model, not a curated record. Gene Ontology annotation, cellular component: nuclear envelope; cytosol. The coding region runs from base 175 to 3357 and encodes 1060 amino acids. The transcript is spliced from 7 exons. Lineage: Eukaryota; Metazoa; Arthropoda; Insecta; Diptera; Culicidae. Gene Ontology annotation, biological process: protein import into nucleus. Gene Ontology annotation, molecular function: small GTPase binding.
AUCAAAUGCAUUUGACAUCUGCUUGAGCAGUGAAAAGCCGGGAAAAGUUUGUUUUGAUUAAGUUGCCACAGCCGAAACCGAAACGACCACGAGGCUUUCCCGGAGGGCUUAUCCUGCGUGUCCCCGAUAGUGCUUGUUGCUUUUCUGUUUGUGCGUGGAUCCAGCCGUGCUACGAUGGCACAAAACUCGGACGCCGUGAAGCAGGCGAUGUUUGAGGAGCUGCAGAAGGUAUUGCACCCGGAUUCGGAGCAGCGAAAAUCGGCCGAAGCACGGUUGGGGCAGCUAAAGUUUACCGAAUGGUAUGGAGUGAUUUUGGCCGAGUUUACUGUCGCACAGCAGAUACACAUCGGCAUACGGCAGCUGGCCUCGGUAAUGCUGAAACAGUACGUGAACGAUUGCUGGGCCGAUGGAGGUGACGUUGAUGAGGUCGGAGAUGUGGCUGUGGGCGAUGGGGCCGGUGCCACACCGGCACUGCUCGUAAACGAUGAGGCCAAGCGCCGGAUAAAACAGAUCCUGCCGGAAGGUUUGUACGAUGAAAAUAGCAAGAUUCGAUCGGUCGUCGCCUACUGCAUAGCCAACAUCGCACUGUACGAUUGGCCCGGCGACUGGCAGGAGCUGUUCGACGUGAUUGUCAAAUGUUUAAGCGGCACGGAAAACUCGGUCGACGGUGCGAUGAAGGUGCUGGCCGAGUUUACGCUCGAGCUCGAUCGCCAGGUGGGCGAAGUGGCACCGCUCAUCCUGUCCGAGGUGUAUCGCAUUUUUACCGCCGCCAACCAGUACAACGUCACGGCGCGGAAGUAUGCGGUCGAAAUUCUGUACUCGCUGCUGCGCAGCAUCAACACCAACAUUGAAACGCGCCAGGAAAAGUCGGCCAUCCUCAAUCCGGUGCUACCCAACUUUAUGCAGCGGCUGAUAGAGGGUUUAACCGCACCGAACGGUCCACACAGCAGCUUUCCGCUGAAAACACAAAUCAUUAAAAUUCUAAAGUACAUGAUUUCCGACAUGUCCAAGUUUGUGCAACCGUACGUCGGUACCAUCCUGCCCACGAUCUGGCAGCUGCUGACGCAACUGGCCGACUUUUACGUGAAGGUCGUGGUGAACGAAAUCGAAGCCGCUCCAUUCAACGGCCCCGACCAGGACGAGGACGUGGUGGAUGAUUUUGUGCAGAUGAUAUUGCAAAUCUUCGAAUUUGUGCACACGAUCAUCGAAAUGAAGAAGUACAAGGCGGCCAUCAUGAAUGUGCUGACCGAUCUGGUGUACAUUACCGUGCUUUACAUGCAAAUCACCGAAGACCAGGCCCGCCAGUGGGUCGAAGAUCCGGAAAAGUUUGUCGACGAUGAGGACGAGCAGGGCGUCGAGUUUACGAUACGCGUGACGGCGCACGACGUGCUGCUGAUCGUGGGCCGCGAGUAUGAGAAGCAACUGCUGCCCUGCUUUACGGAAGCGCUCGGGAAGCACAGUGCCGUCGCGGAGGUGGACCGCAACGCGGGCAAUCCGCACUGGUGGAAGAUACACGAAUCGUCCAUGCUGGCGGUCGGUUCGUUUAAGGAUAUGAUCGUCGAAAAUCCGGCCAGCUUCGAUAUGGGGCAAUAUUUGGCGCUUCUCAAGAUGCUGAUGGAGAGUCACGCGUCGCCGUACCUGCUCGGGCGCUGCCUGUGGCUGUUGAGCCGGUUCUGCGAGUGUGACAUUCUACGGCAGCCGUUCAUGGAGCAGAUUGUGAACGUCACGGUGGACAGCUUGUCGGUGGAUAAGCCGACUGUGCUGCGAAUAAUGGCGGCACGCGCCAUUUAUGGGUUCUGCAGCAAUUUGAAAGGCAACAAGGACGAACGCCACGUGCUGAUACUGUCCAAGCUGGAACACUUCUUCGACGGGCUGGUUGGCCUGUUUGAACAGUCUCAAAACACGGUGCUGGGGCUGCUGCUGGAGGCAUUAAGUGCAACCAUUUCGUUCGAUGUGAACGUUACGGCCACGCUAUGCGCGAAGGUGAUCAACGUCACCAUGACCGUCUUCCAGAAGUACCAUGACGAUCGGUUUCUGCUCGAGAUGGUGCAGGACGUGCUGAAAAUUCUGUCCCAAAACCCGUUCUGUUUGCUGCCGCUGCAGGACCGCAUCAUCCCGACGCUUGUUACCAUCCUGAACCAGGACCAGCCGGCGAGCGAUCAUCAAACGCUCUCGCCCGAAAUAGCGCUGGACGUGCUGCAAACGCUCGUGAAGUACGCGCAAGCCCCGCUCAGCGACGCCAUGAUCGAGAGCGCCUUUCCGUCCGCGGUGCACUGUAUUCUGCGCGCCGAAGAUCACUCCGUCAUGCAGGCCGGCGGUGAGUGUUUGCGGUCGUUCCUGGCGGUCUCGCCGGAGCAGAUCUGUCGGUACAAGAAUGGCGAGGGAUUGAACUACGUGCUGCAGGUGACCACCAUGCUGCUCAACCCGAUGAACACCGAGUCGACCGCGUCGUUCAUUGGCCGGCUGGUGAUUACGAUCAUUACCAAGGUGGGCAAUCUGUUGGGCGAUUCGGUCGACCUGCUGCUGAAAGCGGUGCUCAGCAAGAUGCAGCUGGUGAAGAGCUUGAACGUGAUCAUGAGCUUGGUCACCAUCUUCGCGCACCUGAUGCUGCUCCAGCUGGAUGCGGUCAUGAACUUUCUUAGCACCGUGCCCGGCCCGACGGGCGAAACGGCCAUGAGCUUCGUGCUGGCGAACUGGCUCAGCCGGCAGCAUCUGUUCUACGGCCAGUACGAGCGAAAGGUGACGACGCUAGCGCUGUGCAAGCUGUUCGAGCACGGUGUCACCACGAAGGACGAUCGGUUGAACACGGUCAUGAUAAAGGAGCAGGUACCGGCCGGGGCAGCGGGGGCAGCCGCCGGGACCGGUAACACGGUGGGCAACAGUAAUACGGCCGCACGCCGCACCCGAUCAGCCACGGCGAAAACGCCGACCGUGUGGGUUGAUACGCCGGUGCUGGUGAAGAUUUUUAAGCUGUUGCUGCACGAACUGGCCAGCUUGCGGGAGGCAAAGGAGGCGCACGGCAAGAAUCAGGACAGCGGCGACGAGGGCCACAGUUCGAGCGAUGAGGACGACGCGGACGACGCAAGUGUGGGCGGCGAUGGGGGCAAGAUAUCGUUCCUGACGCUGCUAACUCAGCUGGAGGAAGGUUCGGUGGACGAUGAUGAGGAGGAGGACGAAGACGAUCGACAGUUGAUGGCGGAGCUGAUGAACGAUCCCAUCUUCCAGUGCGACACGAUGGAGUAUCUGAUCAAGUUUAUCGAAAGCUUUAGUCAGCACGAGAAUUUCCUUGCAUUUUUGGAGAAAAUUGACGACACGGAGAAGAAGAUCCUGAAGACGUUCAACAUUGCUUCGAUGUAAAAGAACAAAAAAAAAAACCCGGGUCGUCCUCCAGCAAGGCGUACAACGUCUCAAAAUUCGAACGAGAAGACCGACGCGCAUCACAGCAACACAGAAACGCAUGCUUUUCAUCAUCCAUGUGAUUCCAAUGUCGAAAAUAUACUUCAUUUGCGUAGCAAUCACAGCACACGGCUGGAAGAAGCUAUACAACCCAA